GGUGAACAUUAUUUGGGCCGGUCAUCAGACUCAUCACAGCUCAGAAGACUACAACCUUACUACAGCCCUGCGACAGUCCUUCCUUCAGAAAUACUUUUCCUGGAUGUUCUAUUGGCCGAUGGCAUUUGUCAUCCCCCGUCGGUGUUUGCCGUCCAUCUUCAGUUUAAUCUCCUCUACCAAUUCUGGAUACACACCGAGGUAAUAAAUAACCUGGGUCCACUGGAAUUGGUCCUGAACACAGCGAGCCACCAUAGAGUCCACCAUGGCAGAAAUCCCUAUUGUAUCGAUUCAAACUACGGUGGGACACUCAUCAUAUGGGACAGGAUGUUCGGGACUUUUGUGGCGGAAAAAGAGAAAGUGGUGUACGGACUGACCCAUCCAAUCAACACGUUUGAGCCGUUUACCGUGCAGCUGCAGCACUUCAUCUACAUUUGGAAGACUUUCUGGAGUACUCCGGGCUUCUCCAACAAGCUGUCUGUGAUAUUUAAAGGUCCAGGAUGGGGACCUGGAAAACCUCGCCUCGGCCUUCCUGAGGAACUUCCAAAGGUCACUGGAGAAGAAGAGCCGUAUGAUCCCAAAGUAUCCAUGGCUGUACAGAUCUACUCCGGCAUACACUUUAUCCUCCUCCUCGCCAUCUAUCAGCACAUGUUUGCAGCCAAGUCUAUGUUAUCCCCGAUAUCGCUCCUGGCCAGGAUCCUCUACAUACUCCUGAUGUUGACGUCUCUGGGAUUCCUGCUGGAGAACAGACCGACAGCAGCUGUAUUGGAGAUGUUCCGAUGUUGUGUCUUUCUACUGCUUCAGAAAUACGGCUUCCUGACAACAGACAUUCCUUUACUGACAACUAUUUGUGAGGUAAAUUUUACUUUAUUUUUACAUUGUUAUUUUCUGCUUUCUGUGGAAGUGACUAAAGUCCAAUGA
Molecule: messenger RNA, 918 nt
Organism: Staurois parvus
Lineage: Eukaryota; Metazoa; Chordata; Amphibia; Anura; Ranidae
Source: the annotation of a GenBank genome assembly